UGAAGAGCAUCUGUAUCACCACAUAUUUCUAGGGUUUUCCAUUUUGUGUUCUUCCCAUUCCUUACUAGCCUUGCUUUCCAGGGUUUGCAAAGGAAUUCUCUGAAAAGAAGGAGAAAUCGAAAAUGGCGGAAGUAGACGGAAAGCAGCAAACUGAAAUGACUCAAGAUCAGGUACAGAGGCUCAAGUAUCUGGAUUUCGUCCAAGUGGCGGCGAUCCACGCCAUCGUUUUCCUUUCAGGCAUCUACGAUUUCGCCAAGGAGAAUUCUGGGCCAUUGAAACCUGGGGUCCAGACAGUCGAGGGGACCGUGAAGAACGUUAUCGGCCCGGUCUACGAGAAAUUCCGCGACGUGCCCUUCGAGCUCCUGAAGUUCGCCGAUCGUAAGGUCGAUGGCUUCAUUAACGAGGUGGAUAAGCACGUUCCGGUGCUGGUUAAGGUGGCGUCGAGCAAAGCCCUUUCGGCGGCUCACAAUGGCCCGGAGGUUGCACGAGCCGUGGUUUCAGAGGUCCAGCGCGCUGGUGUGAUCGAGACGGCUACCGAGAUCGCGAGGACGACGUACGUGAAGCUGGAGCCUACGGCCAAGGAGCUGUACGCCAGGUACGAGCCGGUGGCGGAGCGGUACGCGGUGUCGGGAUGGAAGUCGCUCAACCGCCUCCCGCUCUUCCCGGAGGUUGCCCACAUAGUGGUCCCCACCGCCGCUUACUGGUCGGAGAAAUACAACCAGACCGUUUGCUACACGGCCGAGAGGGGGUAUACCUUGUCGGCCUACCUCCCCCUGAUCCCGACGGAACGGAUUGCCAAGGUUUUCGGAGGCAGCGAGGACGGGGAAUCCCAGCCGGACGCGCCUACGGCCGAGGAUGCAGCUCCUCUCCGUCCGUCCGCCUAGCCGGUUCCGUUUCCAAAGUGAUCGAGUCGAAAAGAGGGGGUUUGGGUUUCCGUUGGAUGAUGUAAAGUAAAUGUACUUCCUAGAUCUCUCUCUCUCUCUCUCUCUCUCUCUCUCUUUUACAGCAGUAAACUAGUAGUAAUGCUUGCUUUGAUUC
This is a messenger RNA of Magnolia sinica, 1038 nucleotides long. RefSeq names its product stress-related protein-like. The transcript is spliced from 3 exons. Bases 123 to 884 code for a protein of 253 amino acids. Lineage: Eukaryota; Viridiplantae; Streptophyta; Magnoliopsida; Magnoliales; Magnoliaceae. The record is from RefSeq and is a predicted model, not a curated record.